CGAAAGCAUUAAUGGAUAACGUAACAUAUAUCCCGGAGAAAUUGGAAGUUUGGAAUAGAGAGCUAGCAGAUAGGUUAAUUUCGAAUACUGUGAUAUUGUCUCUGUUUAUAAUAGUAGGGCUUUUGGGAAAUUCUACUGUUAUCAUUAUCUACAGCUUUAUCAUGAAAAGCGACAAAGAAGAGCGGUAUUUUAUUCCGUUCCUUGCCGCUGUGGAUCUAUGUGCUUGUCUCGUUUGCGCUUCUUCCGGAAUUGCUAACAAUAUGAUGCAGGCGACGUUUGAAAACAAUUUUGCAUGUAAAACGAUGCAAUUCCUUGGACCGCUUUUUACUUUUAGCUCUAUUUUAUUUCUGUUAAUCAUUGCUGUGCACAGAUAUCUCAAAGUCUGCAAACCAUUUGGAAAGCAGAUGACGUUAAGGUGGAAACAAUUUGCAAUGUGCUUGAGUUUGAUAACGUCUCUAAUAUUUUCUUUACCUAUGAUUUAUUUUCACGGAGUAGUGUCCUUUCCAAACACCGAAAAAGGAAUCGUUGGUUUGAGAUGCAGCAGGUCAAAAUCUGCCAAUAAAACAUUGUCUUUGAUUUUUGGGGGCCUCUUGGUCAUUGCGACAGUUGCAAUUAUUCUUUCACUAGUUAUUAUGUAUUCAAAAAUAGGAUACACAAUUCUGAUACAUUUCAGAAACACCAAAACUAUUAACGGAAAUAAAAUUCAUCCAGAGAUGGAAAAUUCGACCGAUGUCGAUAAGUCUCGGAAAAGAAUCUCGAGCCACGAAGAUCCACUUUGCGACGAGAAGGACAAAAACUAUACCAUUCAGACGGACAACACGGAUCUAUCCGGUUACUGUUCUGCGGAAACGGACAACGCUGUGUUAUCCAGUAUGUAUUCUCCCCAUACAUCUGUACAGACAACAAAGAAAGACUGUGAUACGAGAACAACAGCUCAAGGUAACGAUAACCGCUGUAAGACAAGAGGACGACGUCGAAAGGGAAAACACAAUCGGAUAGUGGUGUACAAAUUUACCCUGAUGUUCAUGCUCAUAACAGCCAUAUUCCUCAUCUGUUAUAUUCCUAAAGUCAUUAUUAUCAUGUUCGAAGCCAGCAAUCCGAAAUUCUGGGAGGAACUUUCAGAUUCUACAAGAACUGGCGUUUUGUUUGUGUACAGAAUGUACAUCAUAAACAAUAUCACAAAUCCAUUUAUAUAUGCAUUCCUUGACAAGAAGUUUGCCAAAGAAAUUAAGAAGUUGUUUAAAGUUUGUAUAAGAAAAUAAUGUACAGAUUUAUUAAUGAAUAUAAUUUUUUCACUAUUACUUAUUAAUGGAAAAGAAUAUUUCAGAUAUUGAUAACUGUUUAAAGAUAUUUAUCAAUAAUUAAUAGAUUAUAUCUAUAUUGAGUCUAACCUUGUUUUCAAUAAUAAGCUGCUACAUAUAUGAUUGUACAAUUAAA
Molecule: messenger RNA, 1437 nt
Organism: Saccostrea cuccullata (small rock oyster)
Lineage: Eukaryota; Metazoa; Mollusca; Bivalvia; Ostreida; Ostreidae
Product: octopressin receptor-like
Exons: 1
Coding region: 12-1262 (416 amino acids)
Biological process (GO): neuropeptide signaling pathway
Cellular component (GO): plasma membrane
Molecular function (GO): neuropeptide receptor activity
Source: RefSeq, a predicted model, not a curated record